CGUCCAAAACGACGUUUGUCCCAUGUAGCUGUCAUCAUACCAACAAUGGCGGACGCUGUCAAACGUGCGAUACUGCCGUAACUGGAUUAACGGAGAUAUUACGUACGGUGUUCAUCAGUAACCGGAGAUUCAGAGGUCACAGGUCCGUCGUUGUCAUGAAGCUCCUCUGAAGCUGCCUACGGUAUGGAGAAUGACACGACGGGAAAGGAGCCGUCCAAAAAGGACACAAUUGCAUAUGAAAACGAGUCGAUUUCCAACAAUAAACCGAGAAAACGAGAGACGGCAAACUCACAGGAAACAAACGGAAGUGAUCAGGCAGGUCCAAGAAAUUAUCGCAGAAUUUCCCAGCCGGAACGCAAAGUCAGUUUCCAGCUUGACAUCAACAAUAUCCCAUCGCAUGCCGAUCUGUACGAUGAUACCUGUCCGACUCGCAGUCCUAGAGUGAGUUUCUCACGCAGAGAGGGCGAGGGGAAUCCUGUACCCAGCGAAAGAAAAGUCAAAGAUAGUCGGUCGCCACAGAGAAGCCCCAAAGUCAGUUAUUCACAGGGACCAGGCGAGGAAAAUCCGAUACCGAACGGUCGCACAGGAAAGAAAUCAAGCGAGAGUAAAUCUCCGAGAGUAAGUUUUUCUCUUGCGCCUGGAGAGGGGAACACCAUUCCCAACGAACGCACAAAUAAACGCACUACAAAGGAAGGUAAAUCACCACAAAGAAGUCCGAAAGUCAGCAUUUCUCUCACAGACAAUAAUAGUCAAGCCGAAGACGAACAACAAGCUGUAUCCUCCCCGUCCUCCUCAUGUUCUUCCGAGGACCCGGAUAGACCUCGUCGUCCCAGUCGACAAAGACGUUCCGGAGUAGUCAAUAGCCCUGACAUAGGACGGGUGCCGUCUGCUGUAUUCCUAGAUAAUCUUCCUGCUGCCGCCGCCGCCGCCACCAAGCCGACCGAACAAGACGACCAGUCAAUAUCAACGAUAUCAGAUAGUGUUGGUACCGACUACGCGUCAACAACGAGGGCAAGUGGUGAGGAAGAUCUCGGUCAUGUCAACAGUGGGUAUGAAAGUGAUGAACUGAUGGAAAACAUAGCACUUAAAGUCGAGAGCAUCAUACAGGAUGCUCAAUCUAGUGAGCUAAGUAAUGGGUACUACAACGGCGGUACUGAUAGCAAAGAUGAGGGACCGGAAGGAGAUAACUACGACGACGAAGAAGAAGAAGAAGAAGAAGAAGAAGAGGAAGAUGACGACCAAGGCUUAACAUUUAACCUCCCAUCCAAAGAUGUGGCAGAUAGCAAAACCAUUGAUGGCCCAAUAAAGAAAAUCGGCAAAAGCACGGCUUUUGGAAUACCGCCUUCAAUAAUGAAGAAUAAAAAAUCGUCUUUUGCUGAAAGUAACUAUUCGGAUGAUUCCACCUCCCCGAAUAAGAGUUCCCUUGCUCGUCACUUGCGGAAGGAUUCGAUAGCGUUAACUAGCGAGAAGAUGGGCCAGAUUCGAGAUCUACAGAGGCACUAUAAAAUGAUGAAGAAGAACUCCAUGCCUAGUUUCUGGCAGAGGAAGUCAGCGAGUAUCAAGAAGUAUCAAUUGCACAUUGCCGUGGCUACCAUGUUCACAAUCGCAGUUAUAAUCGUUGCUGUAGGCUGGCAUUUUCAUGACCAGUUCCACGAAAUAUGGAAUGCGAACCAGCGUGUCUUCUUCCAGCCCUCUAGCCGAAUUCUCACUCUCAGAGACCCUGAUGACAAUAAACUACUAGGUAGUCUCGGGGUUAGCAUACCCAUCUGGCUUCUGCCUUCACACUGCGCCAAUGAAAAAGAAACAGGGUCGUUCACGUGCCUAAAAUGGAAAAAUAAUGCAGUGUUAAGGAUCAAACACUUCGGGUCAAAAACUGUUAAUUGCUACAAUAUAACCUGGGAAGUCCUCCGCGAGGACUUGUUCCCAGAAGAUUGUUUCGUUAUAGGGCCUAACGUGUGGUUUGGCCCUUCCAACACAUCUAAUGCUCUGUGGUCUCUGGACAAAGCUAAUUUUACAUUUACAGCCGCAGAGACAGAUUUUUAUCCGGCCGGAACGUUUAGUUCAGCUAUGGAGCGCUACUGGAUAUCGUCAGGGGGAGGCUCAAUUUUUGUCCAUAAUGAAGAUCCUGUCUCUGUGAAAUGGAAUGUUAAGAAUAACAAUAAAAUUUGCUUGAUAGGGAAUAACAAUGGCAGCUUUUAUGGACAAAAGAGAACUAGGGGGACCGAUCUCAACUACACUGUCUGUCAUGGCACAGAUCCGGUGACCACCCAUAAAUACGUCAGGAAGUUAUUGCCUGAAGGACCAAAAAACCUUCCAUCUAUGAGAAGCUUAAGAUACCCGGUCUGGUCAACAUUUGGCGUGGCACGAUCUUAUGACAUCACUGAGAACGACAUACAUGGUCUAGCAAAAGGAAUUCACGAAAGAAAAUUAAAUUGCAGUUUUAUUGAAAUUGAUGGGAAGUGGGAAAAACAUUUUGGAGAUUUAGAAUUCGACCCGGAAAGAUUUCCAAACAUAUCAGCUAUAGUGAAAUACGUUAAAUCGCUAGGCUAUUCUCUCUCUGUUGAGGUAUCUCCGUAUUUCGGCUACAAGUCCAUCAAUUUUGAUGAAGGUGUAGAGGAUGGAAAUUUUAUGCUUGAUGCAGGAAGGAGGGUUCCAGCGUUCCUCCCAAUGCAGAAUAGUAUCUAUGCCAUGUUGGACAUCACCAACCCUUCAGCGGAAUCGUGGAUGAAGAGCAAAAUGAUUCGACUGUCUUCAGCGUACAAAAUCACAGCAUUUCACAUAUUUUACCGUAAUCGAUCCUGGAUGCCCUUUAGUCCGUCUUUCCAUGCUACGGAUGUAACGCCUAGUAUGAUUAGGCACCUAUUUGCAGAAUUUGUGACAUCAUUCAAUGAAGUUGAUGCAGAUAUUGUUGAAGGAACAUCGGGGUCACAAAAUCAAGUUUCAUUUGUAAAUAUUCCAACACAGGUAAGUAACCAUGCGCACGGCGAGUGUAUAACUGGAGUCAUAGAAACGGCAUUGACGCUGGGGAUGAUGGGAUAUCCGUUUGUGAUCGUUGACGGAAUGUUUGCACAGGAACCAGCUGCAGGACAAGAAGAGUUUGAUUUGCCUAAUCGACAGUUGUACAUCCGCUGGAUGCAGAUGUCUUCGUUCUUUCCCGCCAUGAAGUACGCUGUGCCACCAUGGUAUUUUGAUGACGAAUGUGUAGAAUUGGCACAAAAUGCCUCCGCCAUGCACCAAGAAUAUACCGUGAAAAUCAUAAAUGAAAUGAAACAAGAAAUUAAAAACGGCGAGCCAAUUAUUCGACCGAUAUGGUGGACUGCACCGUCUGAUAAAGAAGCACACCGAGUCAAGAACGAGUUUAUGGUCGGGGAUUCUCUCCUGGUCGCACCGGUUGUGUGUGAUGACGUCAUGGAACGGAAUAUUUACCUCCCGGAAGGUUUCUGGACGGACAUGUUGACGGGAGAUUUCAUCUAUGGGGAAAGAUGGCUAUUGAAUUAUGAGGUAAAAAUAAAUCAGAUACCACACUUUAAACGUAAAAAGGUCAUAGGUCACUAGCGUGUCUGACCAACCACAUCUAAUCAGUAAUUAUUUCUGACACUGAUCAAACAUUCCUACAAACGCUGCAUAUACUCCGAUAUUUGUUUUGGGAUAUCACAUUCAAAUAUGAAAUAAAGGUGGUUUUGAUGUAGAAUGUAUACACAUUAAACUGUAUCUUAUACAAAGGUCCAUCAUCGAGUGACACGUCUCAUAGUGUUGUGAGCGAAAGGUUUCUAAGAGAAUAGUGUUGUUAUGAGUUGUAUUUCGUUUUAAUUUGUCGGUAUUUUCGUUACUACAAAUAGUUGCCUUUACUUCAUAUUGAAUGAUAAUAAUGACCAUUUAAGGUCGGGAAAUGAGUUGGUCAUUCAUGGAAUUCUGUCCGCCACUCUCUACCUGUUAUAUCAUUUUUCAAAGCACUGUCAGUAGGCCUCCCAUGAUCGAGUUUGUAUAUAGGUUGUUACAAUGUUUUUGCUUUGAUUUUUAAAGAAUGACUUGAGUUAUGUUUCGUGUAUUGCAUAAUGUUAUCUUAUAAGUAUCUUCAGAAAUUCAUGUCAGGAAAAGAGUUACGGAGCCGAAGAACUCGUUGAAAAAUGUAUCACUGUCCAAGUCUUCCUUAUUGAUUUAUGUCACGUGUUACCUUACUUGUAAUUAGGUCACGUGUAACCCUACUUGUAAUUAGGUCACGCGAACCUAACUUGUAAUUAGGUCACGUGUUACCUUACUUGUAAUUAGGUCACAUUUUACCUAACUAGCAAUUAGGACACGUGCAACGUUACUUGUUAUUAAGACACGUGUUACCUUACUUGUAAUUAGGUCACGUGUAACCCUACUUGUAAUUAGGUCACGCGAACCUAACUUGUAAUUAGGUCACGUGUUACCUUACUUGUAAUUAGGUCACAUUUUACCUUACUAGCAAUUAGGACACGUGCAACGUUACUUGUUAUUAAGACACGUGUUACCUUACUUGUAAUUAGGUGACGUGUUACCUUACUUGUAAUUAAGGUCAUGCGAACCUUACUUGUAAUUAGGUCACGUGUUACCUUACUUGUAAUUAGGUCACAUUUUACCUUACUAGUAAUUAGGACACGUGCAACGUUACUCGUAAUUAGGACACGUGUAACCUUAGUUGUAAUUAGGUCACGUGUUACCUUACUUGUAAUCAGGUCACAUUUUACCUUACUAGUAAUUAGGACACGUGCAACGUUACUUGUGAUUAAGACACGUGUUACCUUACUUGUAAUUAGGUCACGUGUUACCUUACUUGUAAUUAGGACGUGUUACCUUACUUGUAAUUAGGUCACAAUUGACCUUACUAGUAAUUAGGACACGUGCAACGUUACCUGUAUUUAAGACACGUGUUACCUUACUUGUAAUUAGGUCACAUUUUACCUUACUAGUAAUUAGGACACGUGCAACGUUACCUGUAAUUAAGACACGUGUUACCUUGUAUUUUUAAGUAAUGACAUAUUACCAUUGUUUUGUUAAUUGCUUCCAACAUGAGUUGACAGAUGACCACUGACCACGACAGAUCAUCGAUAUAAGUGCUAUUAAUUCAUAGAUAGCGUUAAGUUGUUCUGAUUGUUACGAAGCCUAGUGUAUGUGUGAGUAUAUGUAUAUAAAUACCUGUAUUACGUUAAGUUCUUGCAUUUUAUCUUUUACUAGAUCAAACGCGUUUAUUUAAAAUAGUAUUCUUUUAUUUCCUUUUACAGAACAGAACUCAAAAUGUCAUGUUAUAUUAUGUGUCUGCACUCUUUUCAAAACACGAAGGAAACACAAGUGGUCUCCCUUUUUAAUCUAUACCCGCCUUCUGUAUCUAUAUCAGCCGACGGUUAUAUUAAACUGUAUUUUAUUGUGUGGUUAAUGUUUAUCAUAUAUAUUUUUAUAAUGAAAGUGUUCAAGAUUUUGUUAAUACAAUUUGUUAUUCAAUA
This is a messenger RNA of Pecten maximus, 5465 nucleotides long. RefSeq lists its product as uncharacterized. Gene Ontology annotation, molecular function: hydrolase activity, hydrolyzing O-glycosyl compounds. Gene Ontology annotation, biological process: carbohydrate metabolic process. NCBI's taxonomy places the organism in Eukaryota, Metazoa, Mollusca, Bivalvia, Pectinida, Pectinidae. The coding region runs from base 184 to 3555 and encodes 1123 amino acids. The record is from RefSeq and is a predicted model, not a curated record. The transcript has 3 exons.